AUCAGCAGCUGCAACAACAGCGGCAACAGCAGCAGCAGCAACAGCAGCGACAGCAACAGCAGCAGCAAUAGCGACAACAGCAACAGCAGCAGCAGCAACAGCAGCAACAACAGCAGCAAUAGCGACAUCAGCAACAGCAACAGCAGCAAUAGCGACAACAGCAGCAGCAGCAGCAGCAACAGCAGCAACAGCGACAACAGCAACAGCAGCAGCAACAGCAACAGCAGCAAUUGCGACAACAGCAGCAGCAGCAGCAGCAGCAACAACAACAGCAGCAAUAGCGACAACAGCAACAGCAGCAACAGCGACAACAGCAACAGCAGCAGCAGCAGCAACAGCAACAGCAGCAACAGCAGCAGCAGCAGCAGCAACAGCAGCAACAGCAACAACAGCAGCAACAGCAGCAACAGCAGCAGCAGCAGCAACAACAGCAGCAAUAGCGACAACAACAACAGCAGCAAUAGCGACAACAGCAACAGCAGCGACAGCGACAACAGCAACAGCAGCAAUAGCGACAACAGCAUCAGCAGCAGCAACAGUAACAGCAGCAACAGCGACAACAGCAACAGCAGCAGCAGCAACAGCAACAGCAGCAAUAGC
Messenger RNA from Cherax quadricarinatus, 600 nucleotides. The record is from RefSeq and is a predicted model, not a curated record. Lineage: Eukaryota; Metazoa; Arthropoda; Malacostraca; Decapoda; Parastacidae.